Molecule: messenger RNA, 207 nt
Organism: Aspergillus clavatus NRRL 1
Lineage: Eukaryota; Fungi; Ascomycota; Eurotiomycetes; Eurotiales; Aspergillaceae
Exons: 2
Coding region: 1-207 (68 amino acids)
Source: RefSeq, a predicted model, not a curated record
AUGUCUUACAACCAAGUUUUCAAAAGUUCAUUUAUCAAGAACAUUAUCAAAAACAGGAAAACCUUAUCCGUCAAGUACGCGACCAAAACUUCAGCCUGGAGGCGCACCCAGCUAGGGAAGAGCAUUCAGGAGAAUUUCAGCCAGGCAAUAGAGAAGAGUGAUGUGCCUGCCAAUGCUGCCAAGGCUAUCUUAGCAACACUCAAGUGA